AUGCGGUGCGACUGCUUGGCGCUCGCGGCUCAGACGAGCGAGCUGGACGCGCUGCUUUGCCGGCCGGAGCUGGACCGGCUGCGCUGUCUGGACGUCGAGCCGGACGUGAAGCGCGAGUCGCCGCUGCACCACCACCACCACCACCAUCCCCCGCACCACCACCACCAUCACCACCAUCACCACCACCACGGGCUCCACCACCACGACCCGUACCUCGAGUCGUCACCGGCGCCGGCGCCCGCCCCCAGUGACUCGCCGGUGGGUCACCCGUCGGGGGCGGGCGCACUAGCCGCCGCCUUCUCGUUGGCCACCGCCCCCGCAGCCGCCCCCGACGACGACGUCUUCCUGAGGCCGGCCAUCUGGGAGGACAUCACCUCUAGCAUCCAGAAGCUGGAUCCCGAGAACGCGGAGAUGCUCGCCGCCGCCAUCGUCAAGAUGGAGUCCCCGGACGACAUGGACCGGCUGCAAGUGCCGCUCCACCCCAGCUACUUCCAGCCGCAGCCGGCGCACCACCGACUGCAACCUCAGUCGCAGCCCCAGCAGCAGGCGGGGGCGGCAGUGGUGGUGGGGGCGGUCCCCGCGGCCGCGCCGGCGCCGGCGCCGUCGCUGUCCUACAAGCUGGCCGGCGUCGCCGCCUCCCCCCCGCAGCCUCCGCCCCCACCUGCAGCCACGGUGCUGGCGGCUGCAGCCACCCCCACGCCAAAGUACAACCGACGGAACAACCCGGAGCUCGAGAAGAGGCGGAUCCACCACUGCGACUACAUCGGUUGCACCAAGGUCUACACGAAGAGCUCCCACCUCAAGGCGCACCAGCGGAUACACACAGGUUAG
Messenger RNA from Schistocerca serialis cubense, 831 nucleotides. RefSeq names its product dendritic arbor reduction protein 1-like. The record is from RefSeq and is a predicted model, not a curated record. Gene Ontology annotation, biological process: regulation of transcription by RNA polymerase II. The transcript has 5 exons. Lineage: Eukaryota; Metazoa; Arthropoda; Insecta; Orthoptera; Acrididae. Gene Ontology annotation, molecular function: RNA polymerase II cis-regulatory region sequence-specific DNA binding; DNA-binding transcription factor activity, RNA polymerase II-specific. Bases 1 to 831 code for a protein of 276 amino acids.